Messenger RNA from Dreissena polymorpha, 2748 nucleotides. RefSeq lists its product as uncharacterized. NCBI's taxonomy places the organism in Eukaryota, Metazoa, Mollusca, Bivalvia, Myida, Dreissenidae. The transcript has 9 exons. The coding region runs from base 277 to 2673 and encodes 798 amino acids. The record is from RefSeq and is a predicted model, not a curated record.
UGUAAAGGGAAACGAGUCAAACGAAAUAGAUAUUAGUUGGACAGUAUACCUUAAAUUUCCGCAAGGAAUUGCGGCAUGUGCCUAUGGUUAUAUAUGACUUGAAUGAAUUACUUGUACACACUGAAUAAAUGACCGUUACGGAGUAAACGUUAAGUUAAAAAAAUCUAUAUUCAUAUUUCUAUUUCUUUGUACACGGUUUCUGAUUGACAACCCGCUUCAAUAGGAGAUUGAUUGCUUGAGAUUUGAAAUCAGGGAUUGAAUACGACAUUGAUACUCAUGCAGACAAUGGCACGAAACUCUGCUACAAAGGCGAAUAUCCUUGUCGAUAUACAUGAAAGGAUUACCAGACAAUGCCUCCUGUCCUUGCUGGAAUUUGCUGUCACCGAAAGCAGACCUGUGGAUACUCCUUCGGAGGCUUGGACAUUAGAUCAUUUUUUGAAUGAUAACUUGCCCAAAUUAACAAGCACAACUACAGGCAACAAGAAUAUUAAACUUCUUCUACCUGGAUUUGGUGUUCGAGUAAACUCAUCAUCAUGGCCGUUAUAUUUGAUUUCGUUUAUAAUCGUAGAGAUUUUAGGUGACAAUGUUGUACCUGCUGAAAUCAAAGAAAAGGUCCGUCGGAUGGCAAGAUGUCGCGCUGAACUGUACAAUAAGUUUGGGAGUGUAUCGGAUGAUUUGUAUGACAACCAUGUUCAAGAACUUCGUAUUAUGAUGGAAGAUAUUUGUAAAUAUCUCCAGAGAACGGACCUGUGUUCUUCAAUAGAGAGUGACAUAGAAAAUAUUGUACAAGGCAAUAUUCCACAUGAUCCUAGAAAUAUCAAAGUAUUUCAAGAUCAUCAGGGGAUGGAAAAGUCUUAUAGAGAUAACAUUAAACACUUCACGCCAGAGGAAGAGAGCCUCCACACUAGAAUGGAGCAAGUGAUCAGUAUUCUUGAGCAGCGUCAUCUCGAUGAUUUAACGACAGCGCAACAAGGGGGUCAUGAUCUUACUCAAAAGAGUUUACCACCAAGAGAAGAACAAUACCCACAGAGCUUAAUAAACACAAUGCCGGUUGUAAUAGAGCUCGUAAUGACUGGUUGUGGUAACCAGGAACAACGUGGUCGUCUCAUUAGAGAGCUGAUCAACAUCAUAAAUAACAAGGAGAAUCCAGCAGGCUAUCAGCCGCUUCUUCAGGACAAGGAAUCUGUCCGCAAAGCAUUCGAGGAAGUCUUCUCGGGCAUAGGAGAGUUCAUUGCAAAAUCGGGUUGCGUACAAAUAAUUGUACGCCCGAAGAACAUUGUACAUUUCUUCCGUCUGCUAAGAGCGUGCGUCAAAGGUAUACUUACAGAGGAAAUGAAACCUAUUCAAGAUAUUAUACGAAAGUUGCCUGGAUGCGAACAUUACGAACAGGAGGCCGUUUUGUACAGAGACCACUAUACGUGUGUGAUGGACAAUUUGGUAUCGCAGCUUACAGCCAUUGUGCAGAAAAAAGGCCUUACGUUUCCAAAGCGAAUAACUACAAAACCAAUGCUUGCGUGUGGAAAGUUGAUUAUGAAGGUGGGAUGUUUCACUGAGGAGGAUCAAUCCCAGUUUGAACGAUGUGUGAACAACGGAAAGCUUCGAAAGUUGUUCAACCCAAUAAAUAAAUUACUGCAAUACGUUGGGAAGGAUGUAGCCAUGGACUUAAUGAUUCAUUACGCGGAUGAGAAAACAUCGUGUCAACCAGUCGAAAUAAUUGCACGUUGUGAUGGGAUAUUAGAGACGUUGAAACUAAAAGACGUUCAUGUUAAGAUGGCAGAUGAUUCGUCAACACCUUCAAUCACAGGAUUUGCUGUUGUUCCACCGUAUAUUAUCGGCGUGGAUUACAAAAACAACUGUAUCAAAUGUUUUGAUAUCGAAACCAAAGCAGACAUAGGGACACCCAUUCGUACGUGCAACAAACCUACGUGUAAACCUGACUGUCAUAUGUGUAAACCAUGGGACGUUGCAAUGAUAGACGAAAAAAAUAAUCAUGUUGUUGUGUCUGUGCCUGCAAGUGGAAAACUUAUUUUUGUCAGAAUCAACGAAAAUCAGCUAAUCCAAUACAAUGAACUCGUCGGUCAUGAACACUGUCGAGGUCUCGCAUACGCCGACAACCAGCUGUAUAUAGGAUAUGAAUAUCCAACACGACAAAUCAAAGUUAUUAAACUUGAUGGAAACGAGGUGCGUGUUUUUAGUGAUGUCAGGUUCCACUCACCAUGGUACAUGGCGUUUGAUGAACAAUCAAAAUCUUUGUACAUCUCUGAGGUAAUGAACUCAAAAGUUUACCAAUUAAAUGAAUGUGGAAAUAUUGUGAAAAUAAUGAAACUCAACAAAUUAAUCGAGACGCAAAGAGGGAUAGCACUCAAAGACUCAUCCACGUUGUACAUUGUUGGACAUGGAUUGAAAAAGAAAGAGGACUUUGCGAAAGAAGUAGACAUUAUUUCGGGGAAAUGUCACGCCCUUUUGCGUUUCCAGGAUGCACCUCCAAAGUGCGUUCGUAGAUACGAGGACUUUGCGUACGAAGUAGACAUUAUUUCGGGGAAAUGUCACGCCCUAUUGCGUUUCCAGGAUGCACCUCCAAAGUGCGUUCGUAGAUACAGAGACUCAAUGUUCCUGAGCUUUUAUGGUGCAGAAAGAAUCAUGCAAUUUGACAUUUCAGAUAAACCUUCUUAAAUCAGUUACUUAACAAGUAAUCCGAAAACGUAUCCGAUUACUUAUUACAUUAACGAUUUUGUGUACAAAAAAGUG